Molecule: messenger RNA, 4644 nt
Organism: Bolinopsis microptera
Lineage: Eukaryota; Metazoa; Ctenophora; Tentaculata; Lobata; Bolinopsidae
Exons: 26
Coding region: 290-3991 (1233 amino acids)
Source: RefSeq, a predicted model, not a curated record
AAAUAAUUUGUAUACAGAUGUAAUCAGAGUGGAACUAUAUCUCACUACUUUAAGACCCUGUUAUUACAUGAUCACGCUAGACAUCCCUCUCUCCUCUUCACCCUUUACUAGCUUCAAACAGGACCUCCUCAGUAUCCCUGAUAACAGAUUAAAACAAAACUGAAAGCGAAACUGAUAACAGAUUCCUGACAGCACUCUUGAUAACAGAUUUCUGAAAACUGAUCCUUGAAAACAGAUACUCCUCAAAGUAUCUGUUUUCGUCCCUGAAAACAGAUACUCAACAAAACUCAUGUUCGCACAGCUGAUAUGUUUCACUUACCUCAUUCUUCUCACCUUACAAUCAGAGGGGCUGUGCCCCCGAUCAGAGAUACCCUGCGCAGGCACAUGUACUAUCAAGCUCUCCCAGAGUCUUAACCACGGCCAGGCUGCUCUCCAGUGCAAAACUCAAAACAAACGUACUUAUAUGGGUUCAAGAACUGACGAUGAGUUGGAGAGUGGAUGCGCUAGCUCUGUGUUUGGGACUAACACUAAUCUUAAUAUCUGGUCUCGAUAUAAGCUCAGAGAUGGUUUGAUAGUAGAUGAGACAGGAGUAACAAUAGACAGGAUAAACUGGGGUAUAAAGUACUGUGGAGCUGUUGACCAACUGGGUAACUUCAUGCCCCAUCCUUGUACUUGGAACAACUACCGAGCCAUCUGCGUUAGUAACCAGAUCCAAUACGACAAGAAUAACUUACGAGAGUGCGGGGGAGAAUACUACUGGAUAACGGACAGGUCGGAUCUAGACUACGAGAGAGGGGUGGAACACUGUAGGCAGAACAACAUGGUCCUUGCUACUCCCUAUACUAAUGCUAGGAGGAACUGCUUCCAGCCUGUUAUGCAGGCUCGAGCGAUAUCUAAAGCUUGGAUUAAUUACAAUAUAACAGCAGCUACACAGAAGAUAACACCGUGGGACCGGGAGUACUGUAUCAAGGUUAACAGGUACAACCAGUACACUGUAGAUAAAUGCGAGACUCGGCUGCCUGUCUUCUGCUCUAGUUUUGGAGAACUAGAAGCAUCCGGAGUAGUGGUACAGAAAGGUGAACCUGCCGUUAUGUCUUGUAAAUGCUUUAACUGCACUGUCAAUGAUAUAGAGUGGACGGAUGGUAUGACAGUAUGGAGAUCAGGAGAUAACGCCGGAGGUUUCUCCGUCCGCUCAGUACCCGACACAACGGGCGUCAGAUCAACCCUCACCCUAACUGAGACCUUGUUAGACCAGACCUUUACAUGUGUUCAGAGAACUCAUUUCUCCGACUCGGUUAUAUAUAAAACUGUGGAGGUGGAUGUUUAUAAUUUGGAGGUGACGUCACACUUUGUGUUUUAUGGAGCACAGAUUACUGUUACUUGCAAGUUUAACAAUGAUAAACAUCUGGAUAUUGAUAGGGUGGAGUGGAGUGAUAGGAGGGAUAAUACGGAUUUGUCGGGUAGAGCGCGGCUCUCCUACGACGAAGCAACAGUAGUGUCAAAACUAGAGAUCCCUGUAGAGUAUUACACCCAUGAUGUCAUGUGCACUUUCUAUGCUAGAGGGGACGGUAUUACAGCUUACUCGGGUGUCAGCAGAAUCAUCAUUUAUAAGAUAAACGGAGAAGACCAGUCAGUGCCUGCUAACGCUAACACGACCCUAUCAUGUGAUCUGAGGGAGCAAGAGGGGAGAAGUGUGGAUCUUAUACCUCCUACCAGAGUCGACUGGAAACAAGGAGACAGCUCGUACAUCAUACCCUCGGAUAUAAUAAACCCUUACAGAGCGGUCCUGGUGCGGAACAUGAGGACCGGGGUAGAUACCUACUCUUGCAGAUUCCUCUUUGAGAACGGCAAUAUCCUCACCAAAACCCUUACCGUCACUGCUUUCGAUUUUGAAGGUAUUCCCGCACUGGCAGCUAACGGUACAGCAGCAAUGUUGAAUUGUAAAUACAGUAAAGGGGCCCCUCCUGACACGCCACUAUGGUGGGAGCGAGAAGGAGUUAAGAUAUCAAAUGGUAAGAAGUAUAAGGGAGAAACGUACGAGAUAACGUCCAACUUCGUUAAUGACGGUUUCUACAUGGCCACCACUACAGUUACUGUACGAAAUGCUUCGGAGGAGGCAACUUUUCAGUGUGGGCUCAGAGUCUCGGAUAAAGUGUGGAGGAAAGAUAUCCCUAUGAAGAUCUAUAUGGGAAUGUUCAUCGCCCCUAAUGUAACGAUUGCGGAGGAGAUUGACUCGAACACUGGACAGAUUGUAGUAAACUGCUCGGUGUGGGCUAAUCCCCGUCCUAACAUCCAGAUAUUCGUGGAUACUGAGGCAGGAGAAGGGUUGCUGAGCAGUACAAACAAUAAAACUACACUGACAGUAAGAAUAGAUCAGACGUGUGAGGCUCCCCAACUUAAGUGUCUGGCAACAAGUAACGAGGGGACCAGGGAAAAUGUCGUUAAGUCUAAACUUAACAAAAAGUGCGGAUUCUUUGCCAAAUUGACUCUAACAAUAAAGUUAGCAAUUGGCGGCUCACUUCUGCUGCUUGUGAUAAUAAUAAUAGUGAUCUGCUGCUGCUUCUGCCGCAAGACAAAGGAACUGAAAGAGGAAGUGGAAUACCACCGUGAGGUCCUAUCUCAGGUUGAUGGAACUAGUACUAUGUACAGUAUGAACUUGUCACGUGGAGGUAAGACCAGUCUUCCUCCGAAGUACGAGGAUAUGUACUCUGAGGCCGGCACUAAUAACUACGACCCGAUAGUGAAAGAUAAGAUGUACAUGGAGCUGCAUGACACUGACGUUGCUGAAUACAACCAGCCUUACUCGGAAGUGGGGCUCAUGUCCCCCAAAUAUCAGAGAAUCGAGUCCGACUACGAGCCCGCACCUCAGCUAUUUAUGAGCAGAUCAAAGUCACGUGACAACAUGUCACGUGGUCCAGAUAACAUGUUCUCCCCGCCCCUCAUGAAGAAGUCCACCACCACACUAAGCUACCAGAACCUUAAGGAGCAGUCCUCUAAGUACCCUAGUGAAGUUGGCAGCAUGAACAAAUCUAGCGUCUCCAGAUCAGCAACCAAUAUUAAUAACCCCAGGAAAUUCUCACAGCCUGCAGACACCAUGGGGGCGCAACCAGUGAAGAUGAACCCCUUUGGGAACGUACAGAGACUGAAGAGUAAUGAUCAUCCUGAUGAUGAGAUUAUGUCUAUUACCUCUAAAAUACCUCCCUCCGAAAUCUCUGAUAUGACACCUCCUGUUGCCAUCCUCUCUCCUCGAGGCUGGGAGAUCCCUGACGAUCCUGCCAGAAUGUUCAGUCCUCCGACUGCGCGGCGUCCUAGAGAAUAUGAGCGGAAGUUCAGUGAGCCGGCCAUCUUGCCCUGGCAAGAUGCCCAGAAUAAGGUCAAUAACUGGAACCUCCCUCCUACUGCAGAAGAAUUAUACGACAGACCUCCCAAAAGCGGCUGGUCAACCCCAGCUGGUCCCCUGAGUACAGUGGGAGAAUCCACCGGCAAAUCCUCGGCCACCCUGGACACCAUCAGUGUGACACCUACCUACCUGACAAAACCAAUCAGUCUCCCCAAACCCAGCACCCACCCUUCUGAUAGGGUUGCUGACUGUGUGUCCCCUCCCCCACUUUCAGUAGCUCCUUCUUCUGGUUACCCUCAGAGCUCAGUUGGUCCAUCAGUCUCGGAGUACGAGAGCCCCAUGAGUCCACCUACACACUUCCGGUCGGCUAUUGAUAACGAUCGGCAAAGAAACAACCUUCAGAAUAAUGUAUUCGAUAUUGACGAUCUAAGUUCGGUGGAUGUACCGGAGAAUGGGAUGGACACGUUAGACAGAAGAGUCCAGUACAACAUGCAGCCUGCUGCUGAGAAUUUCUACACACCGUCUAGAGGACCUCCUCCUUCGGGGCCCAGUUCAGGGGCUAGGACACCACAGGGGACCAGGACACCACAUGGAGUCAAGGUGCUGCCUACACUGCCGAAGAAUCCAAAUCUCCGGACAUCACAUUUUUAAUUUAGUUUAUAUAACCAGUUUAGAUUCGUCGAGUUAUAUAUUAUAUUGAUACAAUUUAUUAAGUUUUAAAUCUUUAACUCUAAGCUAUCAGAUUUAAAUUUCAUAUUUCUUUGAUAAUGCAUCUUUUGCUACCAACAAGAAUGACCAAACAUUAUGAAUGGACGAGGAGCCAUAUUGCAGACUGUAUUCCACCAGUAUUCCACAUUCAUUAUUACAGCAUUAACAUAAUUAUUUAAUUAACAGUGGCCUGAACUGAUCACAUUUAUUUUUACUCCAGUUAUAUCGAUCAAAUGUGGUCAUGUGUUAAUCUUAUGUUUUACACCAACUGUAAAGGCUUGAUGACUGACGUUUGAAGUUCUUGUAUCAGACUAAGUGAAUACUGCGAGCGUGCAAAGUGUAUAAUGAAUUGGGAGCACAUUAUCCCGGGCGAUCUAGCUGCUUUGUAAAUCACGUGACCACUCCUACUUAUUUCCUACCUCGCUAUAACCCAGAUAUUGGAGUCUAGAAAACUGAACCCUUUACACUUUACUGUUAACUAGUCACUGAAUCUGACUAAUUAAUAUGUCUCCUCAAGUAUGAGAGCGAGAGAUUAUUUUAACUGAUGUUCAUGACUUGUUAUGUAUGAUGAAUUUUAUUUUUCACAAAUUUCGUAA